Messenger RNA from Sodiomyces alkalinus F11, 934 nucleotides. RefSeq lists its product as hypothetical. The record is from RefSeq and is a predicted model, not a curated record. NCBI's taxonomy places the organism in Eukaryota, Fungi, Ascomycota, Sordariomycetes, Glomerellales, Plectosphaerellaceae. The transcript has a single exon. The coding region runs from base 247 to 780 and encodes 177 amino acids.
UAUCACAGUCAAACCGUGAAACAGUUGGGAAUUCUCAAAUUCAGGACAUCAUAAUGAUUUGGAGGGCAAUGCAGCAUCCGGCUGAAGAAGCGUACUCCAGUGUGAGAUUGGCCCUCACAAGAGUCUCGUAUUCAUCCCAUACUGAUCAAAAUCGAUUCCAACUGCGAAGGAACUCAAAAGGGGGGCGACUCGCAAAGGCAGCCUUCGUGCCAAAACCCUCCCCUGAUCAACAAACCCAAGCACCUAAUGAGAGAAAACAAGAAGAAAAAAAGCCCGGCAAGAAGUAAAAUAAUAAGCAAGUCUCCAGCGACCGCGGGCGCCCGGAUAAACAAUAAACAGUUCCCAACACGUCCUCGUCAUCAGUGCAAAAUAUUUCGUGUUGGGGUAGUAAAAGAACUCAAUGCGUGGUGCUGGGGUGAUGCUCUCUUCCGGAGCGGUUGGGCCGGGCCGAAAGCAAUGAUACAAGAAAAAUGGUGGAUGUGUGAAAGAUGUCAUACGGAGCCGUCGGAAAUUUUUGUUCUUCUCAUGCUGAUCCAGAGCGAUGGACUGUUGUAUCACGCGCACGUCUGGGGCCGACGAGUGGAAUGGAUCUCAUCAGCGAAACGGACGACGGCUCGACGCAUGUAUCCGGAGAGGCCGGAAGUCGGCUUGCGGACGCAGUGUUUUUGGCCAAAGUCGGACGGGUUCUUGCGGGGAACCGUCUUCGUAUUCGGUGACGCGGCGUCGGUCGGUGUAGGAGGUGAGGACGGGCCUGCAGACAAGUCGUUGGAGGAAGUCUGAAGGCGUGCCGCAGACCCGUCAAAUUGUCAUUCGAUACCGUGCUGUUUUUUCAACUGAGCUAAACUUUCCCGGCGGGCCUCGAGGUCCUCUCUUGACUUGAGCAUCUUCUCUGGCUGGUGAUAUAGAACUGCAGGAGGAUGAGGUUAAAUUACGA